AUGGACGACUGGGUGGCGCUCUCCAAACCGCACGGCGGCCUCGCGGACCGCAUCCGCAGGGUGCGGGCCGACCUGGGCGACCUCGACGACUUUUACCGCGUCUCGGUGGCCCCGUCGAGGCACGCGCGCCUGCAGCGCUUCUACGCCGACGAGCUCGCGUCGCUGGCGGCCGUCGAGUUUGGCGCCCUCGACCAGCAGGAGCGCGUCGACUACAUCCUGCUCAAGAAGCACCUGCAGCGCGGCGCCCGGCAGCUGCGCGCGGCGCGGGAGGCGCUCGACGGCUUCCGGGUGCUGCUCCCGUUUGCCGACGCCGUCGUCGCCCUCUGCGAGCGCAGGGAGCACGUCGAGCCCAUGGACGCCGAAACGACGGCCCGGCAGCUCGACGGCAUCGCGGCGUCGGUGGCGGCCGUGGCGAAGCGGGUGCGCGCCCACGAGGUCCGCGUCAGCAAGACGGACGCGUACCGGGCGUCCAAGGUGAUUCGCGAGCUCCGCGGCCACCUCGAGGAGCUCCACGGCUUCUACGCGUCCUACGACCCCCUCUUCGACUGGUGGUGCGCGACGCCCUGGCGCGCCGCCGACGCCGCCCUCGCCGACUACCUGCCGCUGGUCGAGACGGCGCUCGCGGGCCUGCGCGACGACGGCACCGGCGACAUCAUCGGCGAGCCCAUCGGCCGCGCGGCGCUGCUGCGCGAGCUCGAGGCCGAGGUGCUGGCGUACUCGCCCGAGGAGCUGGUGCGCAUCGCCCGCGAGCACUUUGCCUGGUGCGAGGCCGAGAUGCGGCGCGCGGCGCGCGAGCUCGGCUUCGGCGACGACUGGAAGCGCGCCAUGGACGAGCACGUCAAGACGCGGUCGGCGCCCCCCGGCGGGCAGACGCAGCUGGUGCGGAAGCUCGCGCGCGAGGCCGCCGACUACGUGCGCGCGCACGACCUCGUCACGGUGCCGCCCGUGGCCGAGGAGACGAUCCGCAUGUUCAUGAUGAGCCCCACGGCGCAGCGCGUCAACCCCUUCUUCCUCGGCGGGCCCGCCAUCAUCGUGUCGUACCCGACGGCCGACAUGGGCUACGGGCUCAAGCAGAUGGUGAUGCGCGGCAACAACCGCCACUUUUCCAAGGCGACGGCCUUUCACGAGCUGAUCCCGGGCCACCGCCUGCAGCUCUUCAUGGCCGCGCGGCACCGCAGCCACCGCCAGCUGUUCCAGACGCCCUUUUUCGUCGAGGGCUGGGCCACGUACUGGGAGCUGGUGCUGUGGGAGCGCGGCGAUUUCUUCACGUCGCCCGAGGACCGCAUCGGGACGCUGUUUUGGCGCAUGCACCGGUGCGCGCGCAUCGUGCUGUCGCUGGGCUUCCACCUCGGCGACGUGCAGCCGCAGGAGUGCGUCGACCGCCUGGUCUCGUGGGUCGGCCACGAGCGCGCGACGGCCGAGGGCGAGGUCCGCCGCUGGCUCAACGGCGACUACCCGCCGCUGUACCAGUGCGGCUACCUGGUGGGCGCGCUGCAGCUGCACGCGCUGCGCCGCGAGGCCCUCGAGGGGGGGAUGGCCGAGCGCGACCUCAACGACACGCUGCUGCGGUGCGGCGCGGUGCCCCCGGAGCUGGCGAGGGCGGCGGUCAUGGGGACGGAGCUGGACGAGGAAUACGAGGCGCGCUGGCGCUUCUACGCGUGGGGGAGGUCACAGUCGGACUCGUCUUUACAGUGA
Molecule: messenger RNA, 1695 nt
Organism: Purpureocillium takamizusanense
Lineage: Eukaryota; Fungi; Ascomycota; Sordariomycetes; Hypocreales; Ophiocordycipitaceae
Exons: 1
Coding region: 1-1695 (564 amino acids)
Source: RefSeq, a predicted model, not a curated record